AUGAUUUCCAGCCCUUCUACACCACACACCACGCACUCCUCCACUCCUCCAGCUGCUGCGCCAGCGACCCCCCGGCACAGCCAAGAAACCUCCCCCGUUGGGCCUAUAGUCGCACGCACGCGCCGCAGGCAGCCCUCCCUCCCGCUCGCGACUCCCACUGGAUUAGCCCUCAGCACGCUCGAGAUGACUAUCAUACGCCUACGCACGGCCUACACUAGCGUGCCGCCCUACUCGGAGACGCAAGCACGCUUCUGGCUUAAGUACAUGGGGCUCGGUUCCCCUGGCCGAUCCAGCUUAGCCAAGGCAGUUUCCCGGGAAGAGUGGGAGCCGAAUAUCUUCGGGGUACUGGUCGCGCAGGGUGCGUAUGAUGUGUAUGCGUGGGCAGCAAAGUACUCGGCGCAGCUGUGGGAGGCGAGUGCGGCGAGGAGGGAGGUUGCUGAGCCGGAUGUGGAUGGCGUGUGGAAGAGUGAGGUGAUGUGA
Penicillium crustosum is the source of this 480-nucleotide messenger RNA. RefSeq lists its product as uncharacterized. The transcript is spliced from 2 exons. The record is from RefSeq and is a predicted model, not a curated record. NCBI's taxonomy places the organism in Eukaryota, Fungi, Ascomycota, Eurotiomycetes, Eurotiales, Aspergillaceae. Bases 1 to 480 code for a protein of 159 amino acids.